AUGCCUAAACUUGCAGCUAAAGUUGAAGGUACAGGUAAUGGUAUUAAAACUGUUUUGGUCAAUGUAACUGCAAUAGCUAAAGCUCUCAAUCGCCCACCAACUUAUGUAACCAAAUUUUUCGGUUGUGAAUUAGGUGCACAAGUACAAAUGAAUGCCAAAGAAGAUCGAUAUAUUGUUAAUGGAGCACAUGAUUGUGAAAAAUUACAAAAUUUACUUGAUGGUUUUAUUAAACGAUUUGUACUUUGUCCAAAGUGUGACAAUCCCGAAACGAGACUAAGUGUUCGUAAACGAAACGGUGGUGAAAUAAAUCAAGUAUGUGCUGCAUGUGGCUACUCAGGUAUAAUUAUUAUGGCAUCACAUAAGUUGACAACAUACAUUGCAAAGAAUCCGCCAGAUGCUGAAGCCAAAGGUGAAACAGCACCAGAAAUAAAAACAAAAGAUCGUUCAAAAAGUAAGAAAAAUGCAAAUUCAGCAGGUGGUACUACUAGAGAUUCGGAUGAAGGAAGUCCAACUGAAUCCAAUGGAAAAACAAAUGGAACAUCAAAAAAUGGUGGUGGUGAUGAUGACGAUGAAGAUGAUGAAGAUUGGGGCGAUGACACAACUGCAGAUAUAGCUGAAUUAAAUCAUCAAAUUAAAGGCAUGAUUCAAACGGAUGAUCUUGAUAAACCAUUAGCUGAACGUUGUGAUCAAUAUGGUCGUCUUGUUGAAAAAAAGAAAACAGAUCAAAAACUAAAUGAUAUAGAAACAGUANGGGGCGAUGACACAACUGCAGAUAUAGCUGAAUUAAAUCAUCAAAUUAAAGGCAUGAUUCAAACGGAUGAUCUUGAUAAACCAUUAGCUGAACGUUGUGAUCAAUAUGGUCGUCUUGUUGAAAAAAAGAAAACAGAUCAAAAACUAAAUGAUAUAGAAACAGUAAGGGACCUUCUUGCUGAAGCCGAACGUUUAGAAAUCAUGGAACAAGCUCCGUUUAUUGUCGGACAAUGUGUUUUUACUGAAAAUAUCCUGAAAGAUAUUGAUGAUUAUAAACUUUUGUUCACCAAAUUAUGUACAAAAAAUGCCAAAGGGCAGAAAUAUUUGCUACAUGCCAUUGAAGCGUUGAUCGGUGAACAUGAAGAAAUUCGUAAAAAGAUCUUCAAUAAGAAAACGAUGUCAAAGAUUCUAUUGAAAUUUUACGACGAAGACAUUAUCGAAGAAGAUACAUUUUAUACAUGGCACGAAAAAGCUUCGAAACGCUUCACAGAUAAAAAUACAGCUAAAGAAAUUCGUGAAAUGGCCAACGAGUUCGUUCAAUGGUUACGUACAGCUGAAGAAUCGAGCGAUGAGGAAGAUGAUGAUGACGAUAAUAAAUUACCUGAACCACAAAUCAGUUUUACACAUACAGCUGGAAGUGGUAUUGAAGUUAAAGUAGAACCAGUUAAUAAGCCUCCUGUUGAAAACAAAAUUGAAUACAAUGGCGAAAUAAUUGAUGUCGACAAUAUCUAA
Rotaria socialis is the source of this 1482-nucleotide messenger RNA. Lineage: Eukaryota; Metazoa; Rotifera; Eurotatoria; Philodinida; Philodinidae. The record is from the annotation of a GenBank genome assembly.